ACAGGAUUUACUCAAACAACUACGGGGUAUACUCAAACAACUACAGGGUAUACUCAAACAACUCCAGGAUAUACUCAAACAACUGCUUAUCCUCAAACAACCUAUACAGCUGAUAAUGGGACUACUGCAGACUUUAUAGAACAGUUUGUGUCUACAGCCCCAAAUUUGGAAUAUCUUGUUUUAAUUCCAUUACCUCUAUUUAUAUUGUUUGCCUAUCUUCGCAGUAUUAGGAACAUGGGCAUUGUCAGUGCAGUAGCCAAUCUUUCAACCUUCGUGGCAUACUUCUCAGUUCUCUACUAUCUUAUAGAAGGCUUCAGCAUCCAUCCUACUGUGCAGUGGUGGAAAUGGAGCACUUUUCCAAUCUUCUUUGGUCAGGUUACCACAAACUAUGAGGGUAUUGGAACAAUCAUUCCUAUUGAAGCCAGUAUGGAUGGCAACAGACAUAACUAUCCUAGAUUCCUACAUGGCUCUAUCCUUAUACUAGGGGUCAUGUUUGCCUCCUUUGGCAUACUGGGCUAUGGCAAAUAUGGAGACGGUGUUGGUCAAAUAAUCACAGCCAAUCUUCCUCAGGGUACAGUUGUCAUGGUAGCAGUCCAGAUAUUCUUGAUGAUUGGAGUAAUCUGUACAUUCCCACUUCAGUUCUUUCCCAUUGCGGAGAUAUUGGAGGGGUACAUUUUUGCUGAAGGAAAGUGCUGUGGUCCAAGAAGAAAUGCAAACAUACGAGCUGUCAAAGAGGAAGAAAGGGUUUCACUUCUUGAGGCAUCUGACGAGUCUUUGGAUGAGCUUGUACCUGUAGCUAUAGCCAUACCAGAAUCUGUGUCUUGGUGUAAGAGGUAUACAUUCAGAACAUUUGUUGUCUUAGCAGCUGCAGGAUGUGCAGUUCUACUGAGAAACUUCUUCUCAUAUGUUCUUUCAUUUGUUGGUGCCGCUGGAAGUGCUGCACUGGCAUACAUUCUACCUUGCUUCUUCCACAUAAGACUUGGCAAAGGCACAAUAUCAUGGCCUAUAUUUAUCAAAGACGUCCUUAUCAUCGCAUUUGGAGUCCUUGGAGGAGUUGUUGGGAUCGUUGUGACGAUACAAAAAAUUAUUGAAGAAGUCAUCGAAGAACAAUAAUUCAGAAUAAUUACUGUGAACAGCAAUGCCGACAAUCACUUUGUUUGAUGAUUUAAAGAACGGAAGGAGUUUACAUAGCCUUGUUAAUAAUCAAAGAUUCAAGAAAAUAAAUGUGGAUGAAUUUCUGAACGAACAGGAAAAUUCAGCCACAGCCAAGAAAAACUGAAAGAAUAUUUGCAGAUGAAAUUUUCUGAACUCAGAACAGUGUGAACAAUAAUGAGUGUAAGGGAUAAAAAGAUCAUCCUUUAGUCGAUUUAGGAUAUUGGAAUUAUCCCUUGGUCAUUAUAAUUAAUCCAUCCCAAGGGUAGUAGGUCCCAAUAUCCUGAAUCUCAUGUUAGAUAAUCUAUAUUUAUGACACAUUUUGUCCAGGAAGG
Messenger RNA from Owenia fusiformis, 1487 nucleotides. NCBI's taxonomy places the organism in Eukaryota, Metazoa, Annelida, Polychaeta, Sabellida, Oweniidae. The record is from the annotation of a GenBank genome assembly.